This is a messenger RNA of Cloeon dipterum, 2717 nucleotides long. RefSeq names its product decaprenyl diphosphate synthase subunit 1 qless (gene qless). Gene Ontology annotation, molecular function: prenyltransferase activity. Gene Ontology annotation, cellular component: transferase complex; mitochondrion. The coding region runs from base 229 to 1545 and encodes 438 amino acids. The record is from RefSeq and is a predicted model, not a curated record. Gene Ontology annotation, biological process: isoprenoid biosynthetic process; ubiquinone biosynthetic process. NCBI's taxonomy places the organism in Eukaryota, Metazoa, Arthropoda, Insecta, Ephemeroptera, Baetidae. The transcript is spliced from 8 exons.
CCAGUGGCCUAAUUUCGUAGCACCCCUCGGCUCGGCCGGGGGUGGUUGUUACGGGGGUUGGAUUCGGACGGGACUGACACGCAGGGACCGUGUGUUGCAGGAAAAGACGGCGCGUGAGUCGUGAAUCUGCCUGCCCCCUUUCCUCGGCAGGGCACACCACACGAGCAGGAGGCGAGGAGAGAGAGAAAGAAGGAGGUGGGCACCUUCGGAGCGGCUGGACCUGAGGCGAUGUGCGUUCGGCUGCUUCAGAAUGGAGCUGGCGGGCAGGCGAUCAUUGCAGUGCUGACUAUGGCGUGCUUAGGCUCGGCGAGGCUGUGCGCCCGCCUUGGACACAUUAGUGCCAGGAGAAAAACCCCUGCUGCCGUCGUCGACCCCCUUGUAAGGGCGGCCUUCUUCAAGACACAAGCAUGCAGUAGCAGCAGCAAUUCGUCAGCGUCGGCGACCGCGGCGCCGCUGGUGGCGCCUUCUGCGUCGUCGAUAGCGCAGAGCUACACGGCCAAGCGUGCCCUGGGCACGAUGCACACGCAGCACCCCGGCUCCCUUCCUCGCGAGGACCACGCCCCCGUCGACCCCUACCGCCUGCUCGAGGAUGACCUCAAGGAGAUCUACGCCGGAAUGCGGCAGGAGCUCACCAUCAACACAAAUCAAAAGUUACUCCAGACCAUUUCCACGUACUAUUUCGACGGGCAGGGCAAGGCGUUCCGGCCUAUGCUGGCCAUCCUCAUGGCCAGAGCAGUCAAUUGCCACUUGGACGUUCAUAAUGGAAAACUCCUACCGUCACAACGGAGCGUUGCGAUGAUUGCUGAGAUGAUCCACACAGCGUCCCUGGUGCACGACGACGUGAUAGACCAGGCUGACAUGCGGCGGGGCAAGCCAAGCGCCCCCGCGCUCUGGGACCACAAGAAGGUGACGAUCGCUGGAGACUUCAUCCUGUCUGUGGCCUCGCAGAUGAUCGCGCGUCUCAGAAACCCCGACGUUACCCAAGUGCUCAGUAUGGUGCUGACCGACCUGGUGCAGGGCGAGUUCAUGCAGCUUGGUUCCAAGGAGACUGAGAACGAGAGGUUUGCGCACUACCUCACCAAGACCUACCGCAAGACGGCCAGUCUGACGGCCAACUCGCUCAAAGCUGUGGUGAUGCUAGGAGGGGCGGACGAGUCGAUCGCCGACGUUGCGUUCCAGUACGGCAGGAACGUGGGACUUGCCUUCCAGCUGGUGGACGACCUCAUCGAUUUCAUCAGCAGCACAGAAACGCUUGGCAAGCCGGCUAUGAACGACCUCAAAGCCGGUCUGGCCACGGCACCCGUCCUCUUUGCUUGUGAAAAGUACCCUGAGUUAAACCCGAUGAUCAUGCGUCGUUUCGAGGAGCCUGGUGACCCUGAGCGAGCCUUCGAGCUGGUGCACAAGUCGAACGGUCUGGAGCAGACGCGCUUCCUGGCGCGCAAGUACAACAUGGAAGCGACCAGACUGGCCAACUCGCUAGCCGAGUCGCCCUUCCAGAAGGCACUUGUCACGGCCGCCGACAUGAUCAUCAAUAGGAUGAAGUAGACAGCAACAGCUUUAAAUAAAUAAAUUAUAUCAUUGAAUCGAUUGGUUCACCUCAGUUGCGUGUGAGAUGAGUUAGCAUUCGAAUGUGUGAGUGAAGCUCGAUGUCGGGGCGCCUUUUGUACAUACACCACCCUCAGGGUCCCUCCCCAGAAAGCCCCGGCUGAAUGCAGCCGCCGAACUGGGGCCAGCACUCUCCUUUAGUUAAGAGGAAAAGUAUAUGCUGUCUGACACAAGAGGGUUAGCAGCCCUGUUACCGGGAAAACUUAUCCCUCAAGGUGUGGGUCUAGAAUUUAAAUUUUUGCAGCCUUUUCCUCUCUUGAGAAUUUAAAUUCUGAUCUGUUAGAUAGGAUCAGAGUCCGAUAGACAGUGCUGGUCCCACGCAUUGCAUUGUAUUUUAUCCCAAAGUCUGUUAAUUAAUUAAUUAAUAUUUUUGUAGCCCUAAUGAUGACGAUAUGUGCUCACUUAGCUUUAGCGAAAUAUUAUUAUUUACAGUAAAAAUAUUUUCUUGUGCCAGGCUGGUAUGUAAAUUCUCCAUGCUCUUGUCUCGAUAUUAUGUCGCCAGCCUGAGGAGGUAUACUUAAUUUUAUUCCGCGAGGAGUGUUUGGCGCCUGAAACAAGACGUGUACAGUACUUAACAUCACCAGGUGUAAAUAGAAUAUAAAAAAGCUCCGAAAGUUGUUGAUUAUGGUCGAUUUUAUCACCACUGUUAUCACGAAUUAUGCUGUUAUUACGUUAUAUUAGUCCAUUAAGUCGCCCAUGAAAAACUUGAGCAAUAAUAACGCAGAAAUUAUGUCACUCUAUCUGUUCUUUUUUCGUGUUUGAAAGGAAAAAAUGCUCGCUCUCUGAUCUGUUUUAAGAAAGAAGUCGGUCGAUAGAUUGAGUGCGACGAUUAUAUGGCAUAAAUUAAUACGAUAUGUCGAGUUAAAAAAGACGCGCACACACUCAUGGUUAAUUUGUUUUGGUGAUGGAACACAUAAGGCAAAUAAAUGUAACACUUUAUUGCAGUGGCCCAUUGCUAAAUGCCGCCACGCCCAUUAUGAUUAUACGCAUACACAUAUUAUAUUAUUACCUUUUAUUUUAAUGACGUGUAUUUUAUUUCAAAUAGAAGAACAUAAAUAAUUACAUUCAAUGUGUAAGGGUAAAUUUUCUAAUAAAAACAUACUCCAAAUUCA